UGGACCGGCUGAACAGAGGAGAAAACAACAACAAAAACAGCUGUCCUUCCCUGUGAGGAUCAAACUAUGGUCGGACAAUGAUCGUGGACUCCCCGGGGACUUGGGAAAGGGUCACUGUUGGUGCUCUGUGUGUGCAGAGGUUCUUGGAGGAGUGUUGCAUAUCCUCCACAACAAUCCGUGUCAUCUGGAGAUAUGUGUUGACUCCUGGCCUACAUUCACUACUGCCAUUUGUUACCGUCAAAAACAGCAUUUCAGCAGCAGCAGGAGCAGCAGCAUCUCCGGGAUGAUUCCUGACAUCUGCACUGUCUUCACCAAGAACCCAGAAACUCUGCAAAGUCUGCUGCUUAAUGAGAGAGUCGUAAACUGGAGGAGCGGACUCAUAUUCAGAGGUAUUCUUAACUCACACUGCCAUCUCAUCAAAGAGCUCGCCUCUCUCGGUGGGCUUGAUAUCACAGAAUAUGGGGGUUAUAACACCUUCAUCUACAGCAGCCUGCAGAAUAGGCACAGGCAAGAGAAGGUGUUGCUGCUGCCAAUUUCCACUCUGGACGAAUCCCACGCGGAGCUCGUUGACACACACUUGCCUUACGGAGGCAGCCAGGAGAGCCUCAACCACGUGAGAGCCUGUAUCCGCCAUCUGCCAAACCACUGUGUGACGGAUGAGACGGGCCGGCCUAUGUCCUGGAUGCUGUCUGAUGAGCUGUGUGAGCUGAGGAUGGCUUACACCCUACCAGAGUACAGACGGGCCGGUCACCUCCUGGCUCUGUCUCAGGCUCUGAUCCGCAGGAUGGGCUCUGCGGGUUUACCCGUCUACUGCCACGUCAACCAACAGAACCAGGCCACCAUUAACGCUGUGACCUCACUCGGCUUCUCUACGUGUCCCAGUAUGGAGGAGAUCUCAGUGCUGCUAAUAUUACUCAGGGGAUGCAGCGCUUUAGAGAGUUUAGUCCAUUUCUGACAGCGAACUGCAAGUAGAACAAACUCAAAAAUAACAUUUUCUGUGGCUUAAGAGUGGAUGUGAUGAAUACGCCAGCCGUGCUCCUUUUUACUCUGUAAAAAUGUCCUUCAUUGUGAAAUAAUACUGUUCGGACAAUACAAGACUUCAGUUUGACUCUGCGGAGCGUGCCGAGGUAAAGACCCCCUUCAUCUGCAGAUCACCCAAAGAGGCUCUCGUCCACCUGGGACCCCUCCCCGGAGGUGAGCUGAUCCACUGCUGAUUGCCUCUCUGUGUUUUAGCAGCAAUGCACCAUUCAAGUCUGCAGGCAGGCAACUUGACAAAUGAGCAGCGAUCUAAGCAGAGGGGAUGCUCGUACUGCACCACACACUCCUGUCCCAUCCACAUCCCCCCGUCCCGCAGUGGUGCACCUCUUUUAACUGACACCCUUUCCUCGCUUUAAAGUGCUCUUCUCAAAGUCACACAAGUAGAGUACACGCUAAGUACAUGCUUACUAAUGUGUGUGCAUCCAAAGACGUGGCUAGAAGAGUGAGUUAAUACGAGCCUGUAUAUUUCUAGUGUUGCUUCUUUAUAGAAAUGUUGAUCUGUGUUUUAAUCAAGUUGCACAAAUUACCAUAUCCUUUUAAUACUUCACAUAAUUAGUGAGUGUUUCAUGUUUGGUUUGGAAUAUUAUUAAUCAUCUUAAAGUAAACUUGUAAAUAGAGCUAAAACAAGUCAAGUCAGGUUUAUUCAUACAGCAUAUUAAAAAACAACAAAUGUUGACCAAAGUGCUUUACAACGAGAUUAAAUUAAGCAGAAAACUGUCAUAAAUAAGAGAAUAUGAGUAAAUAAAUAAAAGAGUAAAAUAUCUUGAUUAAAUUGUAAUGCAAACAGAAUUGCACAAAAACAAAAUGCAAUACAAGCAAAUGAAAACAAUUUAAUUGGCAACCAUUUUGAUAAUCAUUCAUUUAAAUCACCUUUAAAGCAAAAAAGCAAAGCAUUUGCUUUUUCCAGCUUCUCCAACGUGAGGAUACGCUGAUUUUCUCUGAUUUUAUAUCACCGUAAAUUGAAUAUAUUUUUCAAUUGGACUGUUAGUUUGACAAAAACAUCCGAAUUUGUCACCUUUGGUUCUGUAAAAUUGUGACAGGCAUUUUUAAUUAUUUUCUUAAAUUGUAUAGACUAAAUCAGUGAUUCCCAACCAAUUUCCUUAAGGGACCCUUUCCUUUUAUUGAGUAACUUAUGACCUCUGACUAAGUGACAUAUUUUGUGGAUAUUUCAUAUCAUAUUUAAUGCAUAACGACAACAGUACAGAACAACUGAUAAACUGUACAAUAAGCCCAGAUGGUGAAAACAAUUACUGCAGAAAGUUUGUGAAUUAAUUUUGAGCAUAUUAUUUUCCUGUGAUUAUUACAUUGGAGAAGAGUUUUCCUGAUAUUGUUAGGAACGUCUUUAUACGAUUAUGUUUUUUUGUUUGUUUUUAAAAAAAAUCAUACAUACUUAUAGGCUUCUAUUUUUCACAUAUUCAUUUUUCUUUUUUUCUCCCUGACUCUCGGCCAUUGUUCUAUCAGCUCUUUGUUAUAGCUGAAUAGUUUUCUAAAGCAAGACGAGCCUGUUAAGCACAGAGUGAAGGUUCUGUGAAUAUAGCUUGUGUUCAGGUCUUCACUGUGUCCUUACCCUGAGAGACUCUGUAAUAAGUUCAUAUCUUUAAUAAUAAUCUAACUUUUAAGAAUGAAAUGAAGUAAAUGCUGAGACAUAAGACUUAUCUAUCUAUCUAUCUAUCUAUCUAUCUAUCUAUAAAUUUUUUCUUACACCAGCUGUCAAACCUUAGCAACCCCUAGAGAGGUCGGGACCCCCAGGUUGGAAACCAGUGGACUAAAAUGAUUAAGCAGUUAAUUGAGAAAAUAGUUUAAUUAUAGAGCUUAAUCGAUACAGAAAAUGAUGGUUAGCUGCAGCACCAAGUGUAAAUUCAGUGCACUAGACUGAAGAUUAACAGUUUGUGUAAAGGUUAAAAAAUAAAUACAGGUCAGUAUCGUAGGAGUGAAUGAUUUUCUACACUCCUUUGUCCGUGUGAUCUACUCUAACUGAGGAUUAUUUUUAUAACUGAUUUCUGCUUUACAAAGCUGGACUGCACAGGUCUUAUAUUGCAAGCCGUCUACUGAAAUAUGAGAUGUCUCCUCACCUACAGCUUGAAUCUAUUUGAGUGCCCAACCUCCACUACAGUCAAAGAGGUGUAGGAUGAUAAAAAAAAAAAACAGCAUCAGGAGGGGUUUAUGCAGGCUGCAUCAGUUGCAGAUCUUUACUCAUCCCAAUGCAGAUUCGUGAGUCAGCUAAGAGGCAGAGAACAUGAAUUACCUGACGGCUGAACUAGUUCUGUGGCUUCAUCAGUAUGUUGCCUGCAACUGCAACCAUCACUUGAGGACAGCAUCCACCCACUGGUCCUCCUCAGAAACUGCAUCUCAGAUCAAGUGAGGAGCCGAGUGUCUGACGCAGCAUGCGAUCAUUCACCUUGGCUGCAAGUGCUGCUCGGACUUGCCUUGGUGCAGCUGUCCACACAUAACCCCCACCGACACCCUCCACCUCCUACCCCCCCAUAGAGGCAGUGCACUCUGCCAGCCGUGGAGUGGGACGUACUAUCGAUCCUGCUGAAAUGAUGGUUUCUAAAAGGGAGGCAGUAAGCAUGUCUGCGCUCCCCUCCUCCACUGUAGAGGGGCCCUGAGAUAUCACCAAGCUCAGCACAUUGCACCAUCACCGCAUGGGAAAAUGGGAUUUUCACUGGGAGACGAGCUGAGGGGAAGGUAAUUCAAGCCGCCGAGCUAUGUUCCCCACCAAGGAUGUAAAACGAGCCAUAUUACCUUCAGACGCCUCGCACAGUGGACAAAUAAGGUCAUUUUAAAUGUCCUAUUAAUUCCAGUCCUUGUCAUGGAGAAAUCAGAUGCCAAACAGGGGGAAAAAUCUGCAUGAGUGCUGAAGUUAAGAAGGAAGUGAGGAGAGGGAGGAUGUUCAUUCAGUAGGCACCCAUUCAUCUUUGCAGCUUUUAAUACUUGUUCAGGAUGAGCACGUGUGCCAUCAUGUGCCUCAUGUAUUGUAUCACUCUGUAAGCACUGUUAUUCUGAAUGAGUGAUAAAUGAAUGAAGUGCAGCUUUAUGCAGACAGUUAAUAACCUAGUGUGAGGCUGUGAACCUCAGACAGGAGGUGUCUGAUCCAGAGGAGCCACUAGAUGGCAACAGUGUCCUAACAUUUACCAACACUCAGGUGAAAUUUGGUGCAUGUGUAUGCAGUGACUCACACAGGGCUGCAGAUUUAGAGGAAAUUCUGAGCAGGCUUUUAUAGUUGUGAGUGCCCGCUACACAAAAUAACACUAAAUAGGAGCUGACAAUUAUUCAUUACGGGGAAAAAAUGA
Epinephelus lanceolatus (giant grouper) is the source of this 4331-nucleotide messenger RNA. RefSeq names its product glycine N-acyltransferase-like protein 2. The record is from RefSeq and is a predicted model, not a curated record. Gene Ontology annotation, cellular component: mitochondrion. NCBI's taxonomy places the organism in Eukaryota, Metazoa, Chordata, Actinopteri, Perciformes, Serranidae. Gene Ontology annotation, molecular function: glycine N-acyltransferase activity.